Rhineura floridana is the source of this 1476-nucleotide messenger RNA. Its product is annotated as cytochrome P450 2C21-like. Gene Ontology annotation, molecular function: oxidoreductase activity, acting on paired donors, with incorporation or reduction of molecular oxygen, reduced flavin or flavoprotein as one donor, and incorporation of one atom of oxygen; iron ion binding; heme binding. Bases 1 to 1476 code for a protein of 491 amino acids. NCBI's taxonomy places the organism in Eukaryota, Metazoa, Chordata, Lepidosauria, Squamata, Rhineuridae. Gene Ontology annotation, biological process: arachidonate metabolic process; xenobiotic metabolic process. The transcript has 9 exons. The record is from RefSeq and is a predicted model, not a curated record. Gene Ontology annotation, cellular component: cytoplasm; intracellular membrane-bounded organelle.
AUGGUGGGAAUAACUCAGCUCUUUGCCAUUGCCACCGUUUGUCUUCUGUUCUUUCAAUUUCUCAAGCUAAGAAAGGCGAGUCGACAUUUUCCGCCUGGGCCAACCCCACUCCCCAUCAUCGGAGGUCUCUGGCGUUUGGACUUGAGGCUGAGCCAAGAAACUUACACCAAGAUUGCAAAGGAUUAUGGGAAGAUCUUCACCAUGUGGGUGGGACACAAGCCUAUGAUUAUCCUCAAUGGGUUCCAAGCCGUGAAAGAGGCCCUGGUCACUCACUCUGAAGAGCUCACCGGCAGGCCGGUCACACCUUUUGUGGCUGCCACAAUGAAGGGAAAAGGAGUUCUGUUUGCAACUGGUCACAUCUGGAAGCAGCAGAGGCAUUUUAGCCUGACAACUCUGCGGAAUUUGGGAAUGGGGAAGAAGGGCCUGGAGUACCGAGUGCAACAAGAGGCAAAUCAUCUGGUUGAAUUCUUCGCAAGCAAAAGAGGGCAGGCCAUGAACCCUUCCUUCGCCAUCUUCCAUACGGUCUCCAAUGUGAUCUCAUCUGUGGUGUUUGGGCAUCCCUUCUCUUAUGAUGAUGAAAACUUCCGGGAGUUGGUUAAGGCUGUUAUGUUUAUGUUCCAUUUUUUGCCCAGCCCCUUUCACAUUGCAUACGAUCUUUUCCCAUGGCUUAUGCCCUAUGUGCCUGGACCUCACCAGAAGGCUUUUGCUUGCUUGGAGUACGGACACACAUUUAUAAGGGGUGAGAUCAGAAGCCAUGAGGAGACGAGGAACCCCAACGACCCACAGGAUUUUAUUGACUACUAUCUGGAUCAGAUAGAAAAAACCAAAGAUGACCCCUACAGCACAUUCGAUGAAGAAAACAUGCUCCACGUCAUCACGGACUUCUUCGCAGCAGGGACAGAGACAACCUCCGUAACGCUUCUCUGGGCUCUCGCAUACAUGGUAGCUCAUCCUGAUGUCCAAGAGAAGGUCCAACAGGAGCUACAUGCCAUCCUGACACCUUCUCACGAAAUCCGUUAUGAGGAUCGGAAGAGGCUGCCAUAUACCAACGCUGUCAUCCACGAGGUCCAGCGAUUCUGCAAUGUUCUGCUGGUUGGAUCCUUCAGAGAAUGUAUAAAGGACAUAACCUUGCAGGGAUUUCGUAUUAAGAAGGGUACUGUCAUCAUCCCAGAUGUAGCUUCUGUCUUGUAUGACCCUGAACACUGGGAGACACCUCAUCAGUUCAACCCGAAUCACUUCCUGGAUAAGGAUGGACAUUUCUUCUGCAAGGAAGCCUUCAUUCCCUUUGCAGUAGGACAUCGUGUAUGUGUGGGUGAGCGCUUGGCACAGACUGAACUCUUCAUUGUCUUCACAAACCUUCUGCGGGCUUUUAAACUCCAACUUCCGGAAGGAAUUAAAAGUAUCAACACUGAACCAGUGACAGGGGGAUUAGCAAUGGUGCCACACCCCUAUAAGAUCUGUGCAGUUCCUUAUUAG